Fopius arisanus is the source of this 4836-nucleotide messenger RNA. It is a transcript of the gene DIP-lambda, whose product is annotated as lachesin. NCBI's taxonomy places the organism in Eukaryota, Metazoa, Arthropoda, Insecta, Hymenoptera, Braconidae. The coding region runs from base 31 to 1323 and encodes 430 amino acids. Gene Ontology annotation, cellular component: neuron projection. The transcript is spliced from 8 exons. The record is from RefSeq and is a predicted model, not a curated record.
ACCUGACAGCAAGAAGUCCCAGGAAUACUUAUGGCUGCCCAAAAAGUCAUUGCACUACUAGCCACUCUUCUCCAUCUUAGCUUGAGUCAGAGUCCACCGGAAGUGCUACCAGUGUUCCUUGCGCCCUUGGAGAAUCACACGGUUACACAAGGACGGGAUGUCUUCUUCACUUGUGUUGUUAAUCAUCUGCAAGGGUACAAGGUUGCUUGGAUAAAGUCGGAUUCCCGGGCAAUUCUCGCAAUUCACACGCACAUGGUGACACACAAUCCUCGAUUGUCGGUUACUCACAAUGGCCACAACACGUGGAAGCUCCAUAUCUCGAAUGUACAGAAUAAUGACUCUGGUACUUAUAUGUGUCAGGUCAAUACAGAUCCGAUGCGAAGUCAGAUGGGACACAUGACGGUCCAGAUUCCACCCGACAUAAUGGACGAUGAUUCGACAGACGGUAUGGUGACCCGAGAGCGUGGAAAUAUAAAACUCCGUUGUAUAGCAACAGGAAUUCCCAAACCGACGGUCACAUGGAGGCGAGAGGACGGCCGAAACAUAACUCUCCGAGAGGAAGGCCCGGUAAAAAGCUACGAUGGAGAAACCCUCAACUUGACUGGUGUUAUACGCCAGGAAAUGGGCAUAUACUUAUGUAUCGCCAGUAAUGGAGUACCACCAACCGUUAGCAAACGUUACUCCGUACAAGUGCACUUUGCCCCAAUGAUAAAGGUGACGAAUCAGCUGGUGGGAGCACCGGUUAAUAGAAACGUGACGCUCCAGUGCUCCGUUGAGGCAUCGCCACGUGCCAUGAAUACUUGGUUAAGGGAUAAAGGUGAAAAAUUACUGCCAAGUGGAAAAUACACGAUGACAGAAUUCCAGCAGAACGAGUACUCCUGGCAGAUGAAUCUGACUGUGCAUAAUUUAGAAAAAAAUGACUUUGGCGGGUACUCAUGUGGAGCCGUGAAUGCCGUUGGGAAAGCAGAGGCCAGCGUACGUUUGCAAGAAUUGGAGCUAGUGACGGAGACAACACCAGGACCAGUGUCUCGUCAUACCGAUGGAAAAAUGCGUAAGAAGCUGAACGGAAAGAAGAAGUUACACAGAAGGCCGUACGAUCACCAGGAAGAGACGGAUAAUUACCUGAGUGGAAUUGAGGAUUUGGGUACGACUCAAGUGAUGGGUGGUAGCACCCAGGAAGGUCACAGGACCGAAAGGCCAUUCUCAUUCAGUGAGAGACCUUGGGUAACCAUGGUAUCAUCCACACAGAGACUUUAUCCAUCAUUUCACGGAAUUUUUCUUCUGCUAUUUGCCUCGCUGUACUCUUAUCUAAUUACUAUUUAAAUUAAUCAUCUGCCAAAAUAAUGUAUAUAUGAGGGAAUCUAGUACCAGUGCUGGGUAAAAUAGAAUUCCAAUGACCCAAUUAAUUUAUUUAUUAAUUCAUUGAUUGAUAUAUCCGUGUCAACGAUCUGAAUAAUUUUAAACACUUAGACAACUAUUUCAUUUCAUGUUCGUCAAACGAGUCAAACAAAUUUACUACGGAAUAUGUUGGGAAAUAUUUAGACAUGUGACCGCGCAGAAUGAACUCAAAAUAUUUCACAUAUUUCGCCAUGACGAUUAGUUCUCCGUGAGAUAUUACCCAGCUCUCAUACGCAGCCAGUUGAAAUUAAUUUAACGACUAUCGUAAUUGAAGUGGGCGUGUAAUGAUACGAAAUAUAUGCGGGUAAAACUCUGCGGACCCAUAUUUGUUCGAUUAAUCGAGCAUUUAACGGUGAAUUAUCCGAGAAUUUCUGGCUUUGCAAUUUUUUCAUCAAUUACCCAUUGAUCAAUAGCCAGUGGAUUACAACUGGAAUUAAUUGAUCGCCAUUUCCAUGGGGUUCGGAGGGAGUAUUACCGAUAAUUAUCGUGAUUUUAAGAAUUCCACAAAUUGUCUUCCCAUUUUUUAUGUUUUUUUUUCAAUGGCCAGAGCCAUUAGUUGGAUUAAUGACCAAUAUCGUGACGUCGAGGGAUUAACGGUGCAGGGGUGUACAUAAUCUCGCUAUUGCAAAUGAAUUAUUAAGUAGUGGUAUUCGAUUAUAGUCCGACUAGAGGGUAAUGAGUUGCGUUGGGCUCGAGGGGAAUAUUUUUCAAUAACUUUUUAUUUGGGAAAUGGGGAGAAUUGGUGGAGGCUUGAGGAAUUUGACUUCAUAAAAAAAACUAGUUGAUUUUGUCCUUUUUUUAUAAAAUAUUGAAUGUUCUGUGAGCGCAAAACAGAUUUCUUAAUCCCAGAAAAUAUCCCUUUAUCACAGCAAGUCGUUUCAUCUUCACAUUUUUCAAUGAGAAGGUAAUUACUAAUGAUGAAGAAUGAUGAUGAAUAAGAAGUAAAUAAAUCGUCAGUUUUAUUUUAAAUAUCUCCUUGAUGAAAAUUUUCUUAAGCUUUCAUCUCUCACUUCGGAGUUCCAUAACGCAAAUCAAUAAAGACUUCGAAUCGUUUCGAUUUUCAUCUCGAAUUAGGACCACAAGUAAUUCACUAAUCAGACGUAAUAAUGAGAGUUGAGGAAGCGAGACAAUAAAUAAUGUAACGUCGAGAGUUAAUAUUAAAAGCGUUUGAUUAGGUUUUAAUUACGCAGUUUAAAUCGAGUUGGAAGAUUAAUUCAGUUGUGAAGUGGAAUAAGGGAAAUCGAUUCAAUUUGAACAUUUUCUUUCCAAGAAUUGAUAGUUUCAAAUAUUUAUUUCAAGUUAAUUCUCUGCUGCCGAGUCGGAGUGGAGUUUACCUGAAUCCACUUCAUCACGGAAUUUCACGUUCUCAGUAAUCAUAAAGGUAAUGUAAAGUUGAAUAGACGAUUUAGAAAAAAUGUUAUUGAACUCGUAAUGUAUGUUGUUAUAUUGAAAUUUUUUAUGAUUAAAUUUUCUACUGAGAAAAUCCCAUUCAGGGGAGAAGUUGUGGAACCUAAUGAAAUAUUCCUUUCGCUAUUUAAGAAAAUGUAGAUGAUUAAAUUUUGUUGCUGUUUUACAACUUCACUCUUGAAUAAGUCAGUGGGACAGUGGUAAAAGGCGAUAAGUGGCAUUUCAUAUUCGUCUUAAUUAAUAAUUAUCAGCAGAAAUUCUCGAUGAGAGAUCGGAAUAUUUUCUUAAUGAAUUUUCCGAUCAAAAAAGCUGUUGGGACUAGAAUGAAUGAGUUUCAGAUUAUUUGAUAUGUAAUAUAAUUAUAAAAAUAAAGUUAUCUCAAAUUUUUGAAAAUUUUAAUGUGGACAAUUCAGAGGUAUUCCAAGAUUUUCAGGAAAAAUGGAAAUACUUUGAAAUUUAGAGGUAUUUUCUAUUCUUAUGUAAUGAUAUGUAAUGAAACUAUUAAAUUGAACUUGUCUCGUUUAACCACUCGACCACUAAAACUAUUAAUUCCACGAAUGAAACGAUUUCGACUGAUUUUCGUAAAUAGUUUAAUUUCGAGUUGAUUGUUCACUGGAGAAAGAAAAAUAUGAAUGAUGACAUACACGGCAACGACACAUAUGAAUUGCAUAGGACCACGUUUACUGUGUAAAUACUAUUAGAAUAUACAGUCUAUAAACUACUGUACAUAAAUAAAAAAAAUACGACGAGCGAGGGGGAGUAUGUAAUCAUUAAAAUGCCGAAAGAGUGUUAGAUUUUAUAUGUGGAGUGGAAGAAAAUAAUUCUAUGUGCAAUGCAAAAAAAAAAAAUCAAACAAGCAACGAAAAGUCGCGAACAAAAUCUGAUGAAAAUGUUCACGCGCUUUUAUUUAAUCAAAAAAUAUUUCUCAAUGGUAAACGGAUUGAAUACAUAUCCAAGGAGAAUCAUGAGUCGAAACGAUAUAUGCAUUCGAUAUUUUAUUUAUCUUUUGGCUGGUAGAUUCAUAAGUGCUUCAUACUUGGGGAUAAUUUUACCCCCAAAAGGGGGUUAUAUGCGAGCUUUAAUCAUUUAAUCUCUCAUUAAUACAGAAAUCAAUGUCGAGGAAGCUCUGAAAAUUCAGAAAAGUCAAUGAAUAAAUGCUGUCUGUGUCCCAGUUAUCACCACUUUUAACUUUCCGCGGUCUCUCUAAAGUUUUACAAUAUUUUUUGUUUUUUACUAUUUUUAUGGUAUUUUACAUCAUUCCAUCGGAACGUAAAUUUUUCCAAGUUUCCGCUAAUUUUCCUCUGUCAAUUGGUAGAUAAAAUUAAUCGAUAUCGUCGACGAUUAAAUGAAUCCAAAUGCACAUUUUUUUUACUUUUCAGUGAAUUUUAUAUUGUUAUUAAUUAAAAAUAGGGAGAGUGGCAUUAACUGGAACAGUGACAGUAGAGUAAAAGCCACGUUUAUAAAUUGGGGAGAUGAUUAUUGCAAUUUAGUCUCAAAUAUUUCGUCAACGAAAGGUACGAAUCGAGCUAGUGAGGUCUCAUUUGUAAGAACGAAACAUGAUCUUCAUAAUGAAAUAACAAUCACCAAGAUUGACUGCGUCAAUCUCGAGACAUUGACAGUUAGAAAUAAUUCAUUUUCACUCAUUCGCCAACUCCUCCAAUCAACGAACAGUCUCCGCGAAAUAUCUUCGAACCUUAUCGAAACAGCGUAAACUUCAAACGAAACUUUUUGCAGAAAAUGUGUAAACCUACAACAAAGUCCCCACAAAAAUUCACGUACCUCUCACCACUCCCACGAUAUCAAUGAAAACUUAAAAUCUUAAGUAAAAAAAAUGAAGACGUGCUUUUACUUUAAUGAAUGCACUCUCGGUUGAUAAAAUACCACAAAAUAACACCAUUUAUCUUUUAUAAAUUGACAAGAAAGAGAAAACAAAUGUAAAUAAUUUGCCUUGAAAACAAAGUGGGAGAAAAAUGUCAAAAAAAUAUAUUCAACUUCAUUAAGAAUGUAAAAAUAAUGGGGCGUACGACGUAU